Messenger RNA from Cucumis sativus (cucumber), 2179 nucleotides. Its product is annotated as tubulin-folding cofactor C-like. The coding region runs from base 80 to 1150 and encodes 356 amino acids. The transcript has a single exon. Gene Ontology annotation, molecular function: tubulin binding. Gene Ontology annotation, cellular component: cytoplasm. Gene Ontology annotation, biological process: post-chaperonin tubulin folding pathway; tubulin complex assembly. NCBI's taxonomy places the organism in Eukaryota, Viridiplantae, Streptophyta, Magnoliopsida, Cucurbitales, Cucurbitaceae. The record is from RefSeq and is a predicted model, not a curated record.
CAAAAUUGAAGUAUAACGCAACCCAUUUUCCGUCAUCGUUAAAUUAAAAAACUCGCGGCUGCAACCGAAGCAUCCAUUAAUGGCGGACGCUGAUGAACCUUCGUCGAUCCCUAAUUCUAUUCCUUCAGAUCCUUCAGACGCGAAUCUCCAAAAGAAGCAUGCUUCAGUCAUCGAACGCCUAGCCAAUCGCAAUCAAACUCGCUUAGAGAAUUCCAUAACUCGCAGAUCGGAAUCCGAUUCCUCUACCUCUUCCACUUCUUCCUUUCUCGACCGCUUUUCCGACUCCAAGCGCGCCAUCGAGUCGGCACUCGCCCAAUGCCGCCUCACACCGCCGGACCCCGCUCAACUCAGAUCUCACCUCGAUGGGAUAUCCACCUCAAUCUCCGACCUCGAGAAGCUCGUUGCCGAAUCCUCUUACUCUUUGCCCUCAUACGAGGUACGAGCUUCACUCAAAUCCAUUUCGGAAUUGAAACAAGCCCUCGAUAAUUUAAAUUCUGAGUUGCUACCUAAAAAGAAAUUCUCAUUCAAAAACAAAGCCACGAAGAAAGACCAAAAAUCAGAGUCGAAAGAUCCAGGGCUUGAAAAUGCUGAUUCUAUGUUAAUGAACAAGCAACAGCAAGCGAGUUACAGCGCGCGGGAUUCUCCAGGAAUCAGAGACAAGGACGGAGAGAUUCUGGUAAAGAAUUUCAAGGGAUCAGAUGUUGGGGAAUUCACUAUCUCGGGUCUUAGUUCUUGUGAGGUCAAGUUGAUCGGUAGUGUUAGGGCAUUAUUUAUUCACAAACUAAGAAACUGCAAAGUUUACACAGGACCUGUAAUGGGUUCAAUUCUAAUUGAUGAUGUUGAGGAAUGUACCUUUGCAAUGGCCUCCCAUCAAAUCCGGAUUCACAACGCUAAGAAAAGCGAUUUCUAUCUCAGAGUCAGGAGUAGGCCGAUCAUUGAAGAUAGUAGCAGCGUGCGAUUCGCUCCCUAUCGUGUGAGCUACGAAGGAAUUGAAGAAGAUCUCACAGAUGCAACCCUUGGCGUGGAGACAGGGAAUUGGGAAAAUGUAGAUGAUUUUCGUUGGUUACGAGCCGUGCCGUCUCCGAACUGGUCGAUUUUGCCGGAGGAUGAGCGGAUUGACACCAUCAAAAUCUCUCCCACAGAAGGUUAAGCCUUUGAAAGUUAAGUUUUUCAUCUCUACUUUUGAUGAAUCCCAAGUUUUCUUUCAAGGUUUUGUUUGGUUAAUAGAGCAGUAGGAUGCAUCAUAGAGAAUUUCAAGUAGUUGAUUUUGCUGUGAUUGUGUGUAUACAAAACUGGGAAUCCUAGUAAAUUCUCUCCCUUUCAAUUGGUUGAUUUUUCAAAAAAUAUUUCCUGGGUUGGCUGUUUUUCUUGCUGCCUUCGAGUGAGUUGCUAUAGCCACUUGAUAACUUUGCCUGAAGGAAUAUGAUUGUCAUUUCUUUUCAUACCAUGAAGAUUUAGACUACUAUGAUUUUGAAUGAAACAUUGUCUCAAAAUUGAAUAUUAGUUCUGGAAACAUGAUUUGUAGGCUUUCUGCCCCUGUAUGUAUGCUUGUUGAAUCUUGUAGCAGUCUCAAAUUUUGAUGUACUAUGAUGACUUGAUGAGUAAAAAGUAUUGGAGAGUUCUUCAAUCAAAGGGGUGAUCAUAAGCACAACUGAUAUAUGUCUCAAGAGUUUUCAUCUAAUGAAUGCUAUGCUUAUGGAAGGUUUGGAAAUUGCAUGGAACAAAUGAACACCAAGUACCUUAUAUGUAAGUUACGAACAUGAAGUUCGAGAAGAAAGAUAUAAGCUAUAAAGAAGAAGAAACAUUCUUGAAAGUGUUGUCAUUUCGUUCUCCUCAAAGAUGUCAGAAGAUCAUACAUAGAUUAUGGAUAUAGGAAAUGAUACCAACCAACCAACUCAAAGUUUUCCAAAGAGAACCAAAACCGAUAUGCAGAAGGACAAUGCACGUUUUAGUGGCAAGAAAUAGUCUCCAUUCCUUUAGAUUUAUGAUCCCCAACAACUCAUGCCAAAGCUUUCGUGAUCGCAUUCCAAAUUUGAGCCAAAAGCUUUUGGUGCAUCCCUCAAAUAUUGUAUAAAGCAACAUAUUCAUUUGUCUGCUUGUUCGUUUGCUAACAAGUAUCCGUCGAUAUUACCUCCUGCCUAAAAAAAUUAAGAGGAAACGAAUGCCUCCGAGGAGAUCA